GUCUUAGGGGAAUCAUACUAAUACUUUGAAGCGAGCCUCUGAGUUUGACUGCAUUAGUGUGAGCUGCGACGAUUUGACAGCCAAACGGGGAUUACUUCAUGCUUCAGUAACUUUGGUCGUCAGUCAGCUCAGGUGUGAGACGAUGCAGCAAAGCAGCAGCAGCAGCAGCAGCAGGUUGAUGCAGCAGCUGUGGGAAAGAUGGACGUCCUCGGUGAAAAACCUUCAGGAAGAUCCCUGGGUUGCUCGGUUGAUGACCACGAGGAUCGGCCAGUACGUCAGCAGCCAUCCUUUCUUAGCUCUCACUCUGCUGAUGUUCAGCAUCAUGGCUGCCCUUCCUGUUGGCAUCUUCCUCACAUUUGCCCUUGUGACAGCCAUCGUUUCAGCAACAGGUUUUGUUUUCGUUGAAGUGAUCCUUCUGAUUGUUGGAGGCUUGACCCUGCUGUCCAUCCUCGUCGGCAUCGCCUUGUUCUCUCUGCUGGUUUCAGUCGUCGUUAAUGCAUUCAUCAGCUCCAUUCCCAGCCAACUGAAAAAUUAUUUCACACACUGGGCGAAGAAUGGCGUCAACCAGGCGCAGAAGACUGAGAAUGAAACUUCCGGAUUAAAGGAGUUGUAGUAGAUUGCUUUGUCCUCCUAAAAGUUUUCAUAUUUUGAGGCGAUUUGGAUCCAAUCUGAACGUACUGAAUGUUAGCCUGAUGAAUGUGGUUUGUUGUUGGAACAGACUUGCUGAGCACCAAACUAACUUAUGCAUGAAUGUCCACACCCAAAAUGUGGUUUAAGAGGUUUUACAGGAUAAUUCAUCCGUCAAAGUACAUGCUUGAGUCUUUUUACAAGUCAAUGUCUUUACAGCAAAGUAUAUAUCUGUUAUUAAUCAUCUUAUUCAAAGUUAUCCAAAUAUUAACUCUAAUUUUCAACUGUGAUGUGCCUUGACUUUUUUUUUUCUUCUUGCUGAUCUUAAAAUGUUUUACAUUUCUUGGAUUUGACAUUCCUUCUAUUUUAUUCAGCAAAUUUUCUAUAUUUUUUUUUAAAUAGAAACAUCCACCAUCUUGGUUUUUACGAUACAAUGGAAGUUGUUUCUUUUUAAAAAUAAAGUUUCUUGAAUUGA
Oryzias latipes (Japanese medaka) is the source of this 1102-nucleotide messenger RNA. RefSeq names its product lipid droplet assembly factor 1. NCBI's taxonomy places the organism in Eukaryota, Metazoa, Chordata, Actinopteri, Beloniformes, Adrianichthyidae. The record is from RefSeq and is a predicted model, not a curated record.